UUUUUUUUUUUUUAAAUCUAUAUAAUUAAUAUAUUAUACAAUAUGUCAGGAAAAAAGAAAGCUCAAAAGAUGUCAUUGUCUGACUUUUUAGCAGAUGACAGCAAAGGUGGUUCAUGGGCUGAUGAUGUUGUCGAUCUUCCUACUGCUCCUGCUGCCAAGGAAGAUAGAUUCGGCUCUCGUGGUGGUGACCGUGAAGACCGUAGAUAUAGCCAUGACCGUAACCAAGGUGACCGUAGUUAUGAACGUCGCGGAGGUUUCGAACGUCGUGGAGGCUUUGAACGCCGUGAACGUGCACCUCGCGCACCUGUUGAACUUCCUACUCAACCUCCUUAUACUGCUCAUAUUGGCAACUUGUCUUUUGAUUGUAAUGAAGAUGAUUUAAGUGAUUUGUUUAAUAAAUUGAAAGUAUCCAACAUUAAGCUUAUUCGUGAUCGUGAAGGUGGUAGAUCAAAGGGUUUUGCUUAUGUUGAAUUUGAUGAUCUUGAUUCUCUCAAAGGUGCUUUAGAAUUAACAAAUGAACAAGUCCAUGGACGUGAAAUUCAUAUCAAUGUUGCUGAGCCUCCCCGUGAAAAGGAACGUACUCGUCAACCUGACCGUACUGAUGUUGAUACAUGGCGUCGUUCUGGACCUAUCGAAUUUAACGAACCUCCUCAUCGUGGUAGUGGUUUUGGAGGUCGUGGUGGUCGCAACGAUACUUGGGGUCGUGGCAAUAACCGUGAUAGUUUUAAUAAUCGUGAUCGUCUCUCCGAACGUCCUCGUCUUAAUCUUAAGCCUCGUUCCGCUGAUUCUGUAUCUUCUCCCGCACCUGUUAGAUCUGAGAAUAGUAACAAGGUUGAUCCUUUUGGUGGCGCAAAGCCUGUUGAUACAGCAAGUGUUUUAGAUAAAAUCGAAAAGAAGCAUGAAACUGAUGUUAAACAUGAAUAAAAGCAGAACGAG
Molecule: messenger RNA, 936 nt
Organism: Cokeromyces recurvatus
Lineage: Eukaryota; Fungi; Mucoromycota; Mucoromycetes; Mucorales; Mucoraceae
Exons: 8
Coding region: 43-924 (293 amino acids)
Molecular function (GO): RNA binding
Source: RefSeq, a predicted model, not a curated record